Saccostrea echinata is the source of this 3192-nucleotide messenger RNA. RefSeq lists its product as uncharacterized. The transcript has 15 exons. Lineage: Eukaryota; Metazoa; Mollusca; Bivalvia; Ostreida; Ostreidae. The record is from RefSeq and is a predicted model, not a curated record. The coding region runs from base 1 to 3192 and encodes 1063 amino acids.
AUGACAUGGAGAAAAGAAGUAAUAAACAACCUCAUCAGAUAUGACCCCGCUGUUACCCUUCUGUGCAACUUCAGUUUGAAAUCAGAUGAAGAGCUAUUUUAUGACGUCACUUGGUUUAUUGAUGGACAGGAAGCUUUUAGUCAGACGGUUGAUUUCACCAAUAAUUACACUGCUGUAAUAAAAGCUCAUGAUAUGUUGAGAGCGAAGAAAAAGAUAGGGUCUGACGUACACUGCAAAGUUGGUGCAAAACGUAAAAAAGAAAACAGUCCAUGUCUUUUCAAAGUUGGAAAUCCAUUCUUUGCUGGAAUUAAGAUACUCAAUCCAAGUAUUGAGUUGGAGAGAAAAGGAUCUAAGAAUGUCGAAUUGGAGAUGACAAUACCAUUCGCCUCUGAAUCGCUUUAUAUUAAUGGUGAUCUUCAACCAGUUAGCGACCUGAAUAUUCAUAUGACCUUUAAAACAGACGAUCCGUCUAAAUGUAGUGGAGGAGGAUCAUCUAAUCAGUGCGAAGUCAAAGUAAAAAGCUAUAAUUACAACGAGAGACACAAGUAUGAAAACGGCGAAUGGCGGCAAAAUAUUUCAUUUCCGGUUUAUAGUCAGGACACUGAUGCUUACGUCAUCAACAGUCAGAUGACUCUACGAUUAAAGACUGGAGGCACUAAUGGUGUUGGAAGUAAAAUAUUCGAGCAUGUGUCUUUGCCCGACAUUUCGAUAAGUGUUCGAGAAGGAAAUGAACAAUGGAAAGGCAGAUCUUGUAGUGUUAGAGCGGAUCCACAUAUGUAUACUUUUGACGGAAAAUCAUACGAGUGUCAGAUACCUGGAGAAUUUAUAAAUUACAGAAGUCAACAUCAACUACAGUGGAUUCAAUCCAAACACCACUUAUGUUUCCCGUCGUAUGAUGGACCUUGGUGCGUCUGCGCAGUAGCAGCAAGAGCAGGAAGAGAUGUCUUCGUCAUAGAUUUGUGUGGAGAAAAUAAAAUCAUCGGUUAUGAGCUUUGCGAGGACAAUGUUUUGAAAGUCACAAAAAUUCACGACAAAUACUAUAAGGUAUAUUUCCCGACGGGUACAUCACUCGCCAUAUACAUCAUGGAAUGGAACAGACAUUAUAUCAUUGACCUUGAAAUUCUACCCUCUGCCAUGGAUGUAGGAAAUGCCGAUGGAUUGUGUGGAUAUUUUGAUGGUGUUAGGGAAAACGACUUCAGAAGGCGAAACAGUACUAUUAUAGACGACAUCGGUUUGUUAUAUCCUAAUGACUUCUCUGAGUCAUGGAAGAUUCUGGACAACGAAAAUCUCUUCAGCGGUGACUCUUUAGUUUACAGCAGUUUGCAGUCUGUGUCAACAAUUCUUGUUCCUCACUGUACAUGCACCGAGAGCGGGAAAACCCAAUGCUCCUACAACACGUUCACACCCUGCAACUCAAAUCGAGGCAAACAGUAUACAUGUAACGUAGACCUUGUACAAAACAGAAGACGUAAACGGGAUGUGUCCGAUAUGUACAUGCAAAGAGAUCCUCUAAUUAGAAAGAAACGUACUAUGUCCUACGUACGGUCGACCGAAUACUCCGAGACGGUUUGCCUGCAAGCAUUUGAAAAUUCACGUGAAUACAACACCUGCCAACAAUAUGUGACCGAUCUUAGUAAUGUAACCUUAUCCAACUGUAUUGAGGACAUAAGAAUGACUGGUGAUAAUAACCUAACGCAGAUUCACGUCGAAGCCGCUCUACAGCAAUGUUCCACAUUUGUUCUCUUGAAUGCCACACUGCAAGAGUCAGAACCGGAAGUUACCUAUACAAUACAAAAUCUAUGUCCAAGCAACUGUACCGGACAUGGCACUUGUGAUGGGGUUUUUGGUUCUCCCUUUUUUUAUGGAAACUGUACAUGUGACGCUAACUAUGGAGGGAGCGACUGCUCUUUUGAUUUGCUCGGCCCUCCUACAAUAACAAGUGUCCCCGGUGCUGGUUUGUGUGAUCUAUCUACAACAACCUGUAAAGAGGCCACCAUCAUGGGAAAAUAUUUCUUUGAAAACAUGGACUCGAUAUAUUAUCUUACCGUGAAACAGAAUGAUAUUAACCAAACAGAAGAAAUUGAGCAUAAGAGACAAAUGAAUUUACAAGAGAGAACCUUAUUUGAGGGAUUCUGUCCGCUUCCGUAUGACACAUCUGGUAUCUGGAUGACUGAAAUCAAGUUCAACAUUUCUAAUGAUGGAGUACGUUUUACAGACACGUAUCAAGUUAUUAUAUAUCAGUCUCAUUGUCAGGAGUACCACAAUGAAUCCGGAAAUGUGUAUUUUACCUUAAAGGACAACUAUUGUUACAUAGAUAGCACAUGCAUUCGUCCCAUGCAGAAUAGUUCCAUCAAUGAGUGUCUUUACUGUAAUGCAACGAAUGAUAAAUUCAACUGGACAGAAAAUGAAUCCUGUGGACAAACAACAACAGAGAGUAUGUCAACAACUAUGAUCUACACAGACACAGUAUCCGCAUUGAUGAGCUCCACAGAACAAAUAGAAGAAAUUACAACUUCUAUCACGACUGUUGAACAAGACGAAACAACAUACUUCAAAACAACCGCAUCAUUCACGACUGCAGAAAAUGAACAAACAUCUCUGGUGUCUGAUUCUUCUUCUGUUGACUCAACAACAUUAUUGUCGACAAUGACAAUGGAAAGUAUACAGCCUGUCAGAACAACUGAGUCUUCCGAGUUGACGGAAGAAACAAGUACCAAUGGCAAAUCAACUGCACCUUCGACUACUACAAUCAGCGAAGCUGAAUCCACUGCAAGUACAUACAACACGGAUGGAACAGAAAUCUCCUUUGAAAGUGUCGACACUACCACAUCAAUUGACACAAAAGAUGCCAAAGAAGGAUCGACUCCAGCAAAACUAAAAAAUACCUAUUUGAUUGUUGGAGCCUCUACUUCUGUUGUUGGAAUUGUAUUAAUAAUGACAAUCAUUGGACUGGUAGCCCGAAAAUGUAGUAAAUCGAGAAAACAUCAAGGAAAUCAACAAGAAAACAAUGAACCAAUUAGGAACUGGAGAGACCUCGUCUGGGCGGGAAAACCAACCACAAGCCCUCAGUACAAUACCAAUUCUUCAUUACCCUACACUGGAAAAGCCUACGUUCCGCACGCACCUCUUCAUCAUUUCAAAUCCAGUGGAGGAUCUCGUAAUAUCAACGCCAGUAGAUAUCAAAGAUAUUGA